Corchorus capsularis is the source of this 2547-nucleotide messenger RNA. The record is from the annotation of a GenBank genome assembly. NCBI's taxonomy places the organism in Eukaryota, Viridiplantae, Streptophyta, Magnoliopsida, Malvales, Malvaceae.
AUGAAAAAAUCUGAGCAUUUUUCUCUUGGAAAGAGGACACCACCGAGAAAUUCUUCUCUCUUGGCCCUUUCCCUUGACUCCCUCGAUACAAACUCUGUCACUUCGAUUGAGGUUGAUCUGGAGAAAGCUUAUGAUCGUAUCAAAUGGAGUUUUUUGCAACAAGUCCUUGAAGAAAUUCAGCUUCCUACUUCUUGGGUAAAUCUCAUCAUGAAUAUUAUUUCUACUAAUACUUUUUCUCUAAUUUGGAAUGGUCAGCAUUUACCUUUUUUCUCCCCUUCGCGAGGCAUCCGUCAGGGUGACCCGCUCUCCCCAUAUCUGUUCAUAUUAUGCUUGGAAAAACAUGGCCAUCUUAUUGAUGAAGAAGUUCGAUUGAACCGAUGGAAACCCUUGAAGAUCACACAAUCUGGUCCAAUUAUUUCUCAUAUUUGCUUUGCUGAUGAUCUUGUUCUUUUUGGUGAAGCUUCAACUACUCAGCUUGAUGUUAUGAUGGAUGUUCUUAACAAAUUUUGUGAAGCCUCAGGCGAAAAAAUUAGCCUUGUUAAAUCCAAAAUUUUGGUCUCUUUCAAUAUAUCCCAACAAGUUGCCCUUUCAUUAAGCAACUAUUGUGGUAUAGCUCUCACGGAAGACUUUGGCAAGUACCUUGGAGCCCCUAUGAUACAUGGCAGGGUAACUAGAAAUACUUACAGCGAUAUACUCAGCAAAGCUCAAGCUAGAUUGUUGUCUUGGGGCAAUCAGUAUCUUUCUAUGGCAGGUCGAGUCAUACUCAUCCAAUCGGUGUUAAGUGCUCUCCCUUCUUAUAUUAUGCAAACAACCCUCUUGCCUAGUGGCGUGACUUUACUCAAAAAGAAAUAUUUACGCCAGCAUGAUUUCUUCUCUGUUAAGAGCAAAUCAACUGAUUCCUAUACUUGGCGUAGCAUUCUACAAGGUAGGGAAGUCCUAUCUAUGGGCUUAGGCAUCAAUAUUAGCAAUGGCAAGAAUACCUGUUUCUGGUUAGAUGCUUGGCUUGAUGAUAAACCUUUACUUGAGUCUGCUUUAAGGCCACUUUCUGCUACGGAAGUCGAUUUAUGUGUUGCUGCUUACUGUGAUGAAUUCGGUAAUUGGAAUCUGCAAGAACUCUAUGAUCUUUUACCUAUUCCCAUUGUCUCUAAAAUUGCCUCGGUGUGGAUUAAUACCGAAGAUCAUGAGGAGGAUUCGUGGUUUUGGAAAUUAGAAUGUAAUGGAAUUUUUUCCACUAAAACCGCCUAUGAAAUCCAAACACAGCCAAUGAUGCCAUCUUCUUUGCAGUGGAACAAAAUUUGGACUCUACAGGGACCUAACAAGAUCAAAAUAUUCCUCUGGCGUGUGCUGCAUGACUCUAUACCUACGGCAGCUUUCCUUCAUCACCGGCACAUCCUCAGUUCUUCUUCUUGCUUCAUCUGCUCCUCUAACGUUGAAUCUGCACUCCAUGCUCUCAAGGACUGCACGAGAGCCCGGCAUACAUGGCUUUCUCUUCGGCCUGAUUUAAUUCAGGGAGAUUUCUUCGCUCUUGAUAUUAAUGAUUGGAUUCUAAUUAACUGUGGCUGCAGGGAUGAUUUCUUCGGUAUUCCAUGGAAUUUUAUAUUCAUGUUUGCAUUAUGGUUCAUAUGGUAUUGGCGCAAUUGUUUGCUCCAUGACCAAGAUUUUAUUUGGCUGGACCAAUGCUCUCAAUUAAUCAAUACUCGGGCUAAGGAGGCUGCUGAUGUCUCUUCCUUCCUCAAUACCCGCCUCAAACAUAAUAUCCUCAUUGGUUGGAGAAUGCCACAAGGCCAUUGUGUCAAGAUCAAUGUGGAUGGAUGCUCUCGCGGUAACCCGGACGAUUCAGCAGCAGGUGGAAUCAUCCGUGGCAGUAAUGGUGGUUGGCUUGGUGGUUUCACAUUUCGCGUCGGAAUUUCUUCGAUCAUGGUCGCUGAAUUAUGGGCAAUUUAUCAUGGACUUUUACUUGGCUGGAACAAAGGUUUUCGAGAGAUGCUUGCUUUUAAAGGAGUAUGCUCAGUUAAGAGGAAAGAGGAGAGAUGGCAUAGAAUCAGCUACAGAGAGUGGGAUAUUACCUAUGUUCGCUUCCCAUGUCUGCUAUUCCCUUCAGUUGGUUCGGAUAGAGAGGUGAAAGAAAGGAUUGCAGCUAGAGAAAUAGUAAACUUGGACAUACAAAAGAAUAUGGCAGAUGCUUUUACUCGUGAUGUUUCUUAUAGACACUGCAUUGACAGAGCCAAGUAUUUGGAACACAUCUUAGAACAAACACACGAGUCAAAAUCCGUAGACAUAGAAUCUUCUGAGAACAUACGCCAAUCCAAUUUCUCGUUGGGACAAUCAUCUAAGAGGAGCAAGAGAAGCUCUUCACCCCAAAGGACGUCACCCGGUACACCCAACACUUCAAGCAUUAGUAGAAGAUCUGGUACUUGUAAGUCUAUGGUACCACAAUGUGGCAACUGUCGUACGUUCCAUGAAGGGCGAUGUUGGUCUCCCCGGUGCUACCACUGUAGGGAGCCAGGUCAUGUCCAAGCCCAUUGCCCUGACAAGAUGUUUAAAUGA